Messenger RNA from Alosa alosa (allis shad), 5221 nucleotides. Its product is annotated as voltage-dependent calcium channel beta subunit-associated regulatory protein-like. Bases 273 to 3209 code for a protein of 978 amino acids. Gene Ontology annotation, cellular component: secretory granule; plasma membrane. The transcript has 10 exons. Gene Ontology annotation, biological process: negative regulation of voltage-gated calcium channel activity; negative regulation of calcium ion-dependent exocytosis. NCBI's taxonomy places the organism in Eukaryota, Metazoa, Chordata, Actinopteri, Clupeiformes, Clupeidae. The record is from RefSeq and is a predicted model, not a curated record. Gene Ontology annotation, molecular function: transmembrane transporter binding.
GGAAAAAGGAGGAUGUUUUCCGCGCAUGGAACCCCAUCGCUAGCAUCACCUUCUGCAUCACGUGGUAUUUUUAGCGCCGGCCAGUGGGUGUGUCCUAAAGCGCCCUGUUUCAUUCAUAACUCAGUUUGCUAUCUGAGCGAAAAUUGAACGGCACCAACACGAAGACGGACGGGGGAGCCACUGGUGUGUUACUGCAAGCUCGCUCUCCAGUUUUAUCCAACCAGAUGGAACGCACGACUCACAAAUAGGAGCCCUCUACGUUUGCUUAGACCAUGAGCGAUGAGUCACCUCUACUAAAGAGUCUAACCGAAAACUCCACUGAGGUGCCUGUGGUGGCAGGGAGCAGGGAUAGCUAUGCGCUGCUGCUGGUCUUGCUGUGUGUGUUCGCCGGCGGGACCGUCCUGCUGCUCACCAUCCUGCUCAUCUUCUGCCACCGCUGCUUCCCAGGGGGCCGGCGCUACUCCAGGGCCAGUGAUGACCUAGAGAAGACCAACACCACCUAUGUGGAGGAGACCCAGCCCAGCCAAGAUAUUACCAUCAGGCUGGAGGGGGUGGACGGGCUGUCGGCCGCAGGUUGCCAUGGCGAUGUGGAGGCGGAGGGCUUCCUGUCUGCGGUGUCCACAGGGCGGCGCGUCUCCUUUAACGAGCAGGCCAUCUACGAGCAGAGCAAGAAGAGCCAGGAGAAAGGACGCCGGUAUACUCUGACGGAGGGUGACUUCCACCACCUGAAGCGAGCUCGUCUCACACACCUCCAUAUCCCUCCACCAGCCCUCAACAUCCUCACCAUCAUGGAGUCCUCAGAAACCAGCAUCCAGCAGCCCAUGGAGGAGGGCCUAAGCUGGUCUCCUCAGAGCCCUAGUGGUGGUCUCCCAGGCGACACUCUCAACUCUGUACUGGACACCAGCUUCACUGAGAGCCUCCCCAGCCUACCAGCGGAGGCAAUGGGGGAGAGAGGGUGGACUAUGGGAGGCCCUCGGGCUGACGCGGACCCGGAGGUCACCAGGUCGUCGUCAGGGGCGACGGUCGCCACGGGGCAGGGUUUCACUAAGAUGUUCCUGACCAAGCUGCGGAGACAUACCAGUCUGGAGGGGGCCAGUCCCUACCUGCGCAUGAAGAGAUGGAGACUGGACUGCAACCAGAGGGCAGCCAGCCUGGACAUGAGAGGGUCUCCUAAGAGGAGGGCGUUCCAGAGGCAACGUGCAGCCAGUGAGACUCUUGAUCACGAGGAGGCGGAGUCUCCUGCGGUGGGUGGGGACUUUCUGUGCUCCCUGGCCCCGCCUCUGCUCCCAGAUCCCGCCUCCUGUCCCAGACGCCUCUCUGCCGGGUCCCUCCCCUCCCCAACUCUGGGCAGGCUAGAGGUGGAAGCGGUGAUGGAGCUCAGCUCAGGGGCAGAGCCUGAGUUGACCUUUGACCUCCCAGUGACCCUGACCAUAAGGUCACACCCUGUGGGGGAGGAGAACGGGCUGGAUGCGGGACACGAGGACGACGAGCUGGAAGACGAAGAGGAGGAGGCUGAGGAUGAAGAUCAGGAGGAAGAGGGAGGUGCGCUGGGAGCCUCUGGAGGAGGCGCAGCAGCAGGUGGAGGACAGGGUGGGCUCCGUGGCUGGGGGGGUCCGGGGGGGCUUCUGCGUCGGAGGACAGAGGGGGCUGCGGACGGUGGAGGUGACACAGCGGAGCCGACCCCAUACCGUGACAUCUGGAGUCUGCGCGCCUCCCUGGAGCAGUACGCCUCCUCCGACCUGAGCUCCAACGACCGCGACUCAACCCGCAGCGAAGCCGACAGCCUCUCAUCACUAGGGGGUGCUGGGAAGGCAGGGGGAGGUGCAGCAUCGGGAGCAGGGACAGGUUCGGGGACGGCUGCUAUGAUGUUCCAGUCGCAGGACAUCGACGAGGAGCUCCCGUACGACGAGCCUCCAGCAGUGACGGAGCUCAGGGAGGAGGAAGAGGAGGAGGAGGACGAAGAGGAGGAGCGGCACAGAGAGAGGAGGCGGCGAGGAGGAAGAGGAGGAGGUGGGGGCGACAGCGUGGACUCGGAGCGAGGGGGCAGUGACGGGGAGGCGGGUGGCAGGAAGCUGCUGCAGAUGGACAGCGGCUACGCCUCCAUGGACGCUCCGCCCCUCGCGGGAGGAGGAGGUGGCGGAGGAGGGAAGACGGCGUCGGAGCGUCGGCGCUACUUCACCUGCACCGGGCGGAAGGGGACGGUAUGUGAGAGCUUCGAGGCCCGCCUCCUGCAGGAGGAUCCCGACGAGACGGAACUGGAACUGGAACUGGAGUCCGAGGAGAACCACGCCGAUGUGGAACCCGAGAAGCUCUCGCUGGCGGCAGCCGCGCCCGUGGCCGUCAUCCCCAAAGAGCCGCGGACCUUACCCAUCGUCAAGUCCCCACUGGCCCAGAAGCCCUGGCUCUAUCGUCGCCGUGACUACAGCAUCGACGAGCGCACCGAGGCCCUCUUCAACGAGUUCCUGCGGCACGACCCGCGCCUGGACCCGCGUCCGCACCACCACCAUUCGCGCUCCGCGCGCUCCUCCCGCCUGCACCUCCGUGCCCAGUGGCAGCACGCCAAGCAGCACAGCGACCCUGGGGGAUCCGCCGCCUCAGCCACCGCCCGGCUCUCGCCCUCCCUGGAGCGCCUCCGCUGGGGGCCACUGAGGAGGGGGGAGAGUGCUGGCUACCCGCUGGACGCCUCAACGCCCACCGCCACCGCCCGCUACCAGCUCCACCACCACCACCAUCACCACCACCACCUGCAUGGGCCCCUGCCCCGUAUCGCCAGUGCGGCUGACGAGGAGAAUAGCGAGGGGGGAGAGGAGGGCACAGAGGAGCCCAAGAGCGCCUCAGGGAGCGUGGACGAGCAGGACACGCUGGAGCUGGAGGAGGAGCAGGUGGAGGUGAGGGGGGACAAGGUGGAGGACAACUGCAGCAACAAUAACAGCAGCAGUAGCAGCAGCAGUGGUGGUGGUGACAUCCGAAGCACAGUCAUGCACUCGGAGCAAGGAUAUGAGAGCAUGGAGGAGAUGGGAGGUCUGAGCGUCAUCCCCACUCCUGGUCCAGAGCAUUGUGGGACCCUGGAGGACCCUGGGUUGCUGGCAGCCGAUAAGAUAGCUGCCAACCUGGAGGAGAGGCUGUACGGUGGCCUGCGAAGGACACACUGUGUCCAGGAGCAAACGGUGGUGGUUGCCUGCGUAUCUUCAGAUGACAUGACCGAGUAGAGAGGCAAAUUAGAAGAAAGACUCAGAUUAGGAUUGCGAUUGGGAUUGGGUUUUUGCUGGUAUAGAGACUAGGACUUGGAUUAGGGUUUGUUGGUGCUUGCCGGACUGCCACCCUGACCCUAACCCCACUCUGCCAGUCUCUUCAUGACCCGUCACCCAACUACCCCCCUUCACACACCCGUGUGACGGAGCCCACAGCAUGUGUCUGCCCUGACGGAGGCUGUGUUCAGAAACAGAUCGGGCUCAGAACUUCCACAUCUCCUCCUGACCUGGACUGUCCUCUCGAGACCGGAAUGCUCUCCAGUCUGUCGGUCCGACCUGCUCCUCGCCCCUGGCUCUGUGCACAGCUCCAGGAGUACAGCAGGGUGUGGUGGCGUCCAGAAGGCCCCAACCUGUGCCCUCGCAUGCUUCUGCAUGGGCCGGCAUGCUCUCGGCUCAGCAGAGGGAGACUGACUGCUACUGAUGGCCAUCUCUCACUGAUGGUGUCCGGUCACUGAUGGUGUUCGGUCACUGAUGAGAGACUGUGUGUGGGCAUCGGUCUCCUGUGUGGGCUGUUCCCUCAUGCUGGCGUCCUUGCGCUGACCUCUCUGUGAAGUCAUUGUGAAAUGCACAGGAAUGGGAGUGACUAAGGACAGAGAUCAAAUCCCCGCUACUCCCCGAAAUGCCCCUGGAACCUCAGCCAGCCCCCAACAAACAAAAACAACAACAACAACACAGAGAGCUACUGAGUCUGGGCCGGAUGAGCGCCACAUCUGGGCCGGAUCAGGGCGGAGUCCCACAGAGACUCACCUGCCCCCGUGGUUCUCACCUUUCUCCAGGGGGAGGGGGAGUAAAUUAAAAAAAUAACUAAUGAAAUCAAAUCAACUAGACCCUGUACACUAUGUAAAAAGUCCUCAUCACCUCAUCCCAUAUCAUUCCCAAGUGAAGAAGUCAGGCUGCUCCAAGCGGAUGCUGUUUUUGGGAAGAAGAUGUAAGAGGAGAGAAAGGGGAGAUCAGGACACACAGGGGCCAAGCUGAUGGGGGUUGGGGGGCACGAGUAUAUCUAACAGUCCCCUGUGGUUUCAUAGUCUAGAUAAGACUACCCCUCGCAACAGGGUGCAGAAUGUGGCUUACUUUUUCACAGAAGCUGGACAUGGCAUGCCCUAAUUCCAGUUUAGUUAAGGUUUAUGUAGUGGAGCCUACUGCAUUAUGGGAGGGCAUUUGAGCUGUCCUCCAGAGCUAGAGUAACAUGAGAAAUGCCCCACGAUGCUCCUGAUUGUGAUGGCUCAGCUUUCCCAUGUAUCUCUCCUGACAUGAUGCCCCUGCCUGCCCGCUGUGUGUGGUCAACAGUAGCCUCCUGUCAGCAUGCUCACUGUGUGCAUAUCAGCAUCAUCUCUAGGAGUGUGCAUCAUGUAGAUAUCAUUAAGACAAAAAAGAAAAACACACACAUACACACACACACAGUCACACACAUAUACACAGUUGAAAACAUUCUGCACUAUAGACCUCUGAAGCCUACAAAAAAGAACCAAAACGGCCAUCUUUGCCCAUAUAAGGAGAUCCGGUUGUUAAUUGAAGCUACCUACCUAUGGCAAGUUGCAUUGCAAGUUAGCUCUGGGGUAGCAAAAAUCUAAGUGUGUCGCCUUCACAUACUGGAGAUCACGGUAUCCACUCGAAGGCAGAGGACAAAAGUGUGUUUAGGAAAACGUCUGCAUUUCAGACUUUUUCAUCCCCGCGAGACUCAGGUGCGAUAAUUCAAAAUCCCCAUGUUAUUUUCCCAUAGGAAAAAUCGCCAGAUACUAGAUGUCAAAGAUGGCUGCUUUUUUGUAGGCAAACUUCAGAGGUCUGUUGCGAGGGAAUUAAAGUCUGCUUGCUCUCUUCAUUGUCAAACAUUUGCCAUUCUACAUGUGAAGAGUUCAGAUGCAAAACCUUCUAAAUCUGUCUGACCACUUUUCUUUUAAAUGAGCAUUUAAAUUCAGGCUCCUAUAGGUUUUUGCCUAUAAAUCGAUAUUUCAGACCAGGAAGAGAGUGGU